AAUAGUAUUGCUAAAAAAAAUAUCUAAACAUCCACGAAGAUUAUUACAUUUAUAGAUGUAUAUCUACAAGCAUUACAUUAGACACUACAUUAAGUUUUGCAGAAUAAUCGCGAAUAAAUUUUAUAAAUUGAAAGUUUAACCAGUGCAUCUGAUACUAACCAGAUAAGAUAAAAAGUUGAACGUGACGCGAACAGGGACUCAUUAUCGGCUACCUCGUCCAUCGGCAAGUGAAAUUUCCUGUGGUUGUGCAAGGAAGUAGGUCGCAAAUACACGUUAAUGCGAAACAAGAACGAAGCCUGUGAGACAUUCUUUCGAAAGUCUUUCGGUGAGACCAAAGAUUCAAUAAGACCAAAGUUCAAGGCGACUUACUAAUUCUAAUAUAAAACCUAAAACAAUCAUUACUAAAGUCCAUGUAUAUACAAUGUGCACGAAGUAUGAUCAGAAUCACAAGUAGUUAUGUCCUUGAAUAUAACAUAUUUGCAUGUGUUAUACAAUAAGUGAAGUAAAGACGAUACUGCGUACGUUACCAAGAAUUACUACGGUUGAUUGAUCAGGCUGGUUUUCUCGCCGUAUGCGCGAACCACAAGUCCAUCCAUCCUGAAAGAUGAUCCUCAAAUGCUAAGAGCGAUUAUUAUUGCGAAAAAAGGAAAGCGUGUAAUUUGUAUUCGAAAGUGACACGCGAUGGGAGGAUGUGAGAUCGUUAUUUAAAAUCAAUGCUAAUCGCAACGUUCAUGCAGCGACACUGUUGGAAGGGAGUUGCCAAUGCUGGUUUCUGGAUAUUUAUUAGACAAAGGGAAUAAUGCAAAAGCAUUUGAUUAUAACUUGGAGCAUGCGGUGGUGUGAAAGUAAAAUUGGACAAUCUUAAUCGACAAGAAGCGCAAGAAGUAAAACGUGACAAAACUAAAGGAGUUUCGGAUGAUGGAAAUGGUGAAGGAAAAACCGCGCAGACGAAGUGUGAGCGAAUUGCUCAAUUGGAGAUGCCUAGCUGAAUGUAAGGGCGCCAUUGCUGGAAACGAAAAUGAUAGCGCAGGAAGACUUUUGCUAGAGAAUCGUAACGGAGAACCAGAGACGCGCAGGCGGAGACGAUCCGGUACUUGGCCAAGAACGAGAAGUCUAAACGCACCCAGUCCCGUUCAACACUUCGGGCGAUGUGGGGGUAUCAUGAAAACUUCUGUAACGGUUAUGACUAUUCAAGACCCGGCCUCUCAGAGGUUGACGUGGUACAAACCACCUCUCUCUGUUUUGGUUAUUAAGAAAGUCCGUGAUUCGUCAGUUCUAUUACCGUUUAUCCAGUUGGUCACAUGGUUGAUAGAGGCAAAACGAAUGGUUGUAUUUGUGGAAGCUUCUGUUCUGGAAGAUGCAGCCCUAGCCAGAGAUUCUAGAUUUCAAAGUGUUCGCGAUAGAUUACAAACCUUUAGGGACGGCACAGAUGAUUUGCAGGAUAAAAUUGAUUUUAUCGUUUGCUUGGGAGGCGACGGCACACUUCUUUAUGCCAGUUUGUUGUUCCAACAGUCAGUGCCACCUGUAAUGGCAUUCCACCUUGGUUCCUUAGGAUUUCUUACACCCUUCGAAUUUGAUAAUUUUCAAGAACAAGUGACCAAUGUUCUUGAAGGUAAUGCGGCUUUAACUUUAAGGAGUCGUCUGAGGUGCAUAAUUAUACGUAAGAAUGAAGACAGUCAGUUGACUGAACCACCAACAAAUCUCUUGAUAUUGAAUGAAGUUGUAGUGGAUCGAGGGCCCUCACCUUACCUUUCAAAUAUCGACUUAUUCAUUGAUGGCAAACACGUAACAAGCGUCCAGGGUGAUGGCUUGAUCGUGAGUACGCCGACCGGGUCGACCGCUUAUGCAGUUGCUGCUGGAGCCAGCAUGAUUCAUCCUUCAGUUCCUGCCAUAAUGAUCACACCAAUCUGCCCUCACUCUCUGUCCUUCAGGCCGAUUGUCGUACCUGCCGGGGUCGAGCUCAAGAUCUCGGUUUCACCCGACAGCAGAAAUACUUCGUGGGUGUCCUUCGACGGUAGAAAUAGACAGGAACUCUUCCACGGUGACAGUUUGAAGGUGACCACCUCUAUAUACCCGGUGCCUAGCAUUUGCGCAGCCGACCAAAUUACCGACUGGUUCGAUUCUUUAGCUGAAUGCCUUCACUGGAAUGUCAGAAAGCGACAGAAGCAUUUGGACGAGCUAAGUGAUCUCGCGCAUUCAUCGAGCAACGAUACCUUAGAUUCUCUCGAUCGAGAUAGUUAGAUCAAGGAGAACGUUUAUACAUAGUCAAAAUCGACAAUAUUUGGCCAAAUAUAACUCCGCUGAAAAUCAGAAUAAAAUCAAUUACUCGACUUUUCUAAUUAAUGUCGCCUUCAUCGAUUAAAAUUUUUCUAACGAAAUCUUAUUAAGUAUAAGGCAGCUAAUAAGAAAUUGUUUUGUUAUCAAUAAAGAUAUAAUCUAUGAGAUUAUCAUCUAAAAAACAUCUGUAUGUGAGAUCUACAGCUGGAGAUAAAGAUUACGUAAUUAGAAAAAUGAGCUGGAUCACAAUGAAUCUUAAUUUUCAAUAAUAAAAUGCAAAUUGUCUUCGGAAAGAAUACAUAUUAACAGCGAUAUUGUUUAAUUCGAUUAAUUAUUGUAAAGAAAUUAUAUAUUAUUAUUAAUUUGAACGCGUGCGUAUACAAUGUAUUUAUUAAUUAUUGCGUUCUGGUCUAUAAAAUGGCCCAUCGAUUUAAUUGAAUAUCUAAGAAUCUUUUUGUAUCUUUUGUAUCGAUAUCAUAUUACUUGUAUAAUACUUUUAUUUUCUAGCGUUCUUUAAAUUAAUAUGAUUUAUAUACGAAUGACUAUAUUCUUGCUUUUUUAUUUACUGAUUAUAAUGGUAAUCGAUCUAUAAAUCGAUUUGUUGCGAAUGAUCAAUUUUCCUAUAAAACGAAACUUUUUAAUAAAAUAUGUUUGUACAAUAU
This is a messenger RNA of Atta colombica, 2939 nucleotides long. RefSeq names its product NAD kinase-like. Gene Ontology annotation, biological process: NADP+ biosynthetic process; NAD+ metabolic process. Gene Ontology annotation, molecular function: NAD+ kinase activity. The coding region runs from base 916 to 2241 and encodes 441 amino acids. The record is from RefSeq and is a predicted model, not a curated record. NCBI's taxonomy places the organism in Eukaryota, Metazoa, Arthropoda, Insecta, Hymenoptera, Formicidae. The transcript has 8 exons.